CAACUACACACUACCUGAAAGGUAAAGACGAGCAGACCCGGUAGUACUCUACUCUGCGAUGUUACCACGACCCCAAAACCAGCUGCUGUGUAAAAAAAGCAGAGCUUUAUAUAGAAAGUCAUAGAAAUUCAAGCAAACAAGCGCCACCUGUUUUCUUGAUCAGUAAUUUUCAAUAAGAUUAGCUAAAUCAAGGCUUCACGAGAAGAUCGCAAUCCGUUUUUUUCGUCAUUUUUCAUCAAAAAUUCCCAAGGAAAAUAGAGAGAGAGGGAGAGAUAUAGAUACAUACACACUACCACCUUCUUGUUUGUUUCAUUGGUAAUCGUAUUCAUCGUCAUUCAAGGAGAACCUGUUCGAUUUGCGGGAAGGUUAUGGAUUCGAACAGCAAUUUUCAGAAGAAGCUGGUGAAAGGGGAGUUUGGAUAUGUUCUUCAAGACGUGCCUCAUUUCACCGAUUACAUUUCCGAUCUCCCCACUUAUCCAAACCCACUACGAUCAAAUCCUGCUUAUUCCGUUGUCAAGCAGCACUUUGUUGACAUGGAUGAUAGCGUCCCCGAAAAGGUUGUUGUUCACAAGGAUACUCCAAGAGGGGUUUAUUUUGCUUCAGAUGAGGUGCUUGCAUGUAUCGUAACUUGUGGUGGUCUGUGUCCUGGACUAAAUACAGUGAUAAGGGAAAUCGUAUAUAGCCUUGACUAUAUGUAUGGGGUCAACAAAGUCCUUGGAAUCGAUGGAGGUUACCGGGGUUUCUAUUCAAAGAAUACCAUUACUUUAACACCAAAGAUUGUGAAUGACAUACACAAGCGUGGUGGAACCAUAUUGGGAACAUCUCGAGGUGGCCAUGACACCACUAAGAUUGUCGACAGCAUCCAAGACCGUGGAAUUAAUCAGGCAUUAUUACUGGCUCAGGUUUAUAUAAUCGGAGGAGAUGGCACCCAGAAAGGAGCAUCUGUGAUUUAUGAGGAAAUUAGAAAGCGUGGUCUAAAGGUUGCUGUUGCUGGUAUUCCCAAGACAAUUGAUAAUGAUAUCCCGGUUAUUGACAGGUCCUUUGGUUUUGAUACUGCUGUAGAGGAAGCUCAGCGUGCCAUAAAUGCUGCGCAUGUUGAAGCUGAGAGUGCAGAAAACGGGAUUGGUGUGGUGAAACUGAUGGGUCGCUACAGUGGUUUUAUUGCAAUGUAUGCCACGCUGGCUAGCCGGGAUGUGGACUGUUGUCUAAUUCCAGAAUCUCCAUUUUAUUUAGAGGGAAAAGGUGGACUCUUCGAAUAUAUAGAGAAAACACUCAAAGCAAAUGGGCAUAUGGUCAUUGUUAUUGCUGAAGGAGCAGGACAGGAACUUCUUACGGCGAAAAACGAACAAGAUGCUUCGGGAAACAAGCUGCUUCAAGAUGUCGGGUUGUGGAUUUCUCAAAAAAUAAAGGAACAUUUCGCGAAGCAAAAUAAACUCCCAAUCACUCUAAAGUACAUAGAUCCAACUUACAUGAUCCGUGCUAUUCCUAGCAAUGCUGCUGACAAUGUGUAUUGCACUCUCCUUGCUCAAAGUGCUGUCCAUGGUGCAAUGGCAGGGUACACAGGCUUCACAAGUGGGCUUGUCAAUGGCCGUCAAACGUAUAUCCCCUUCUAUCGUAUUACGGAAAAGCAAAACAUGGUUGUAAUAACAGACAGGAUGUGGGCAAGGCUUCUGUCUUCGACCAAUCAACCGAGCUUUCUGGGACCAAAAGCUGGUGAAGAUGAAGUAAUAGAAUGCGACAGUGAGAACCCAGGAACAAAUUUCAAGGUGACCGAUCUGUUAAGAUGCCUCAGCUGCGGGCAAUAAAUUUGUUGUUGAAGUUUUCUUUUAGAACAAAUUGACUCGGUUAUGUUUCUUUUGUAUGUUUUGCCAUUGGUGAUGGGCUCCCCAAGUAUUCUUUUUUCCCGAUAAAUUGCUCUGGUUCAAGGCUUUAUGUGCUGCUUCUUGGCUGGUAUUGUUAGUGUCCAAAUUAAAUAAUUUUCACUCUGCCAAUUGAUAUAAAUUAUAAAGAGUGUAUGUAGGCUUCUAAUAAAACGGUGUUAGACUUGUUUAUGAUGCAAUUUUUAACAUCUUGC
Molecule: messenger RNA, 2074 nt
Organism: Striga asiatica
Lineage: Eukaryota; Viridiplantae; Streptophyta; Magnoliopsida; Lamiales; Orobanchaceae
Source: the annotation of a GenBank genome assembly